Fomitopsis serialis is the source of this 2232-nucleotide messenger RNA. RefSeq lists its product as uncharacterized. The transcript has 16 exons. Gene Ontology annotation, biological process: anaphase-promoting complex-dependent catabolic process; protein K11-linked ubiquitination; positive regulation of mitotic metaphase/anaphase transition. Gene Ontology annotation, cellular component: anaphase-promoting complex. The record is from RefSeq and is a predicted model, not a curated record. NCBI's taxonomy places the organism in Eukaryota, Fungi, Basidiomycota, Agaricomycetes, Polyporales, Fomitopsidaceae. The coding region runs from base 69 to 2093 and encodes 674 amino acids.
GUGCAUUCACUCCAGGGGCCGCCGGUCCUAGCAUCUAUACCACAACCAUUCCUUCCAAGCGACAAAGUAUGCGCAACCCGGCCAACCCCCCUAUAAAGCAUAUACUACGGCCCCAUCACAUCAACCUCCUUGUCAUCGUCGUCCUAGCGUUCCAGACAUUCGAUCAUGCGCCCGAUGGACCACUCCCCGCGCCAUUCAUGCUUCACCUCUAUCGCAUCCUCAUUCGCGAACUCUCUGAAGUAAUGGAACCGAAGGGUUUCGGCGAUCUGACUACGGAAAUCAUGAGAGGUCCUAUGGGCGACCUUCCAACUGCGCAGAAAUUCUGCCAAAGUUUCUCGAGCGAGCAUCAACGACUGCAACGGCCACAAGAUCUGUCUGACUUCUUCUCAAGUACGUCUGUCCAACUCGUACAUGGCCGACGCUCCCUCUUUGGGUAUUUCUGCCAUCGAUGUUACAUCAGCUCUCGCAAGCUAUCUUUCACCGGCCUCUCCAAAUUGCACCGGGACUACAUAUCCUGGAUCGAACUCACCUACCCAGCUGGCCUCCACCCAGAUGAGCGCUCAACGGUACUUCCGGGCUAUGAAGAUACUAGAGAGGAUGCCCUCACAAUGGACUAUUUGGUUCAUAAGACGCAGAGCGACAAGAAGCCUCACGCGGUCGGGACCGCACUCGGCGAUUACGAGAAAGCAGCGGCCAUAGGUGACGAGAAUGGCGCGACAGAACAUUUGCGACGCUUCUUCGAGCAGCACUUUCACGAGCUCAUGAUUCGACUCCGGCAACACGGCCUACUCAACGUUGCCCGGAGACAUUACUUGCACCACGAAUUUGUUGCCUGCCGGAAGACUCUUCAGGAGGCUAUCGGCGUAGCGCGGACAUGCGGUGACAAACUUACUCUGCAGGCCUGCAUGAGUUUGCUCAACCGUCUGCCUCCUACGGAACGCGGUCGAAAGCCGAUCAUCAACGAUAUCCAGCCUGAUCUGCAUCCUUACGAGAUUCUGCGCGAUGUUGAGAAGCUCAUGCAGAUUGCCAAUCAACAACCGCUGACGGCGGCUUUCGAGAGGAUCAUCAAAGCAGGAGGAUUGUACGAUCACUGGAUCAACCUUCAGCGCGCCCCCUUCAUAGAGGCGGAGCAGUGGGGCCCACAUACCGUGCAAAGUGUAGUAUGGAGCAUGCACGGUUGCGCGAGACUGGCGCAAGUGCAAGAGAACAUGGUCACCGCGUUCACUGAGGUCGGCGGGGCUGAUAACAACCGGCUUACGGUCGCGUUAAAUCGGGCAUACUAUCGCGCUCGACAGGGUAAGUACGAAGCUGCCCUCGCCAGUCUCAUCGACCCCGAUGUGUGGCGAGGGCUGUACAUGACAGACUAUCAUAUUUGGGCGAACGAGAUUUGGCAUAUUCUCGCCCUGCGUGCCAGUCGCCGUGGACAACCACGGCAGUUCACGGAGUUCCUGAAGCAACGCCGUCCGCACGGCGUGUACAAGGGCCGGGAGUAUUGGAAUGGAACUUCGAUGUCGCUCGGGUCGAUGAUUCGGGAUCCGAUGUACGAGUAUAUACAAAUGAAAGAAGCGGACCAAGGGUAUACCUGGGUGGAACCACUGUUGACAGCCAGCUGGCAGGCCGAGUUUCAGCGUAGAUACGGGCACUACCGAACAGCGCUCGUCCUGUUAGCCGACGUUGCGCUAGAGCUUGGGAUGACGAAAUGGUGUAGGAGAGUGAUUGAGGAGAUCCUACCUCAGAUUAUUGGUGGGGAUGAUCUUGAACAGCGAGCGUUGACGUGUUUCGUGUUUGCACGUUGUAUCAUUGCCGCAGGGAAUUGGUCGCCUCAAUCGCUGCAAGAAUCCAUCCCAUACUUGGUCACUGCUGAGAAAGACUACGAGUUAUUAGAAAUGUUCCGGCGGUUGCAAGACGUUCGAUAUUUCUUGUCAGUGGUAUACCACAAUCUCGGCAUGACGAAGGAGCGAGAUGCUACCGCGGUACGGCACUUGAAAGCGGACUCCGACCGAGCAAAGGCGGCGACUGUUGUAUUGGAGGAAAUGGUCACGGAGGUCUGGGAUCUUGUUGUAGAUGUAGGUGCUGCACUGGCAGCUAGAUGACCCGUACCAUUACCUCGUACUUGAGCGCCGGCUAGUUCGGGUAUGUACUAUCAGCCUAAUGUAGUGCAAUCGUCGCCGCGUUCAAGCGCAGCGACAGUUGCCUGCGCGUCGCGCGCUGAACGAGACGCGUCAUUAAGUG